UGACAGAUGACAAUAACAAUAAAAACACCGUUAUUCCACAUCCCAAUAAAUCGUAUUCCCUGAUUAACACAUCAUAACUUCAUAAUUUUCUUAGGUUUAUUUUUUUAAAGAAGUAGAAAUAUUCGAAUUCACAAAUUUUGUUCAUAAGCUGUUUAAGCAGUGGUAUUAAUAAAAUAUUAUAAAUCAGAAAACGAAUGAAAACUUUUUUCACAAUAAAUUGGUUGUUAUGAUCUGAUUUGAAACAAAAUGACAACGAAAUCUAAUAUAAAAAUAUGGUGGAUAACAUUCGGCCUUAUAUGUGGUGCGACUUUCUUGACCCGGUUUUAUAAAGUAUUAGAACCUGACCAUGUUUGUUGGGAUGAAACUCAUUUUGGAAAAAUGGCUAGUUGGUACAUUAAUAGGACAUUCUUUUUUGAUGUACAUCCACCAUUAGGAAAAAUGCUCAUAGCCUUAUCUGGUAAGCUGACAGGGUAUGAUGGCAAAUAUCCAUUUGAAAAGCCAGGAGACAAAUUUGAUGGUGCUAAAUAUGAAGGGAUGCGGAUUUUCUGUACCACACUCGGUGCUCUUAUAAUACCUCUUACAUUUUUGACAAUAUGGGAGAUGACUAAAUCUCUUGAUUCAACAUUAAUUGGAACUAUGCUAUUGCUUUUUGAUGUUGGUUUCUUAACUUUAAACAGAUAUAUUUUGCUGGAUCCAAUUCUUUUAUUUUUUAUGAGCUGUUCUAUGUAUGGAGUGUUUAAGGUGAGAUCUUUAACAGAAGCUGGGCUAGCACCAUUCUCCGUGCGAAUGUUGAUUUGGCAGCUGUUUCUUGGUGCGUCCCUCGCUUGUACCAUGUCAGUCAAGUUUGUGGGCUUGUUUGUUGUGCUAUUCGUCGGUCUCAGAACUAUAGCAGAUCUAUGGAAUAUUCUGGGGGAUUUAACAAAACCUGUUAGUCUUACUCUUAAACACUUGAUUGGCAGGAGCAUUACAUUAAUCAUUUGGCCCAUCAUACUUUAUGUGUUUUUCUUUUGGAUUCAUCUGACAGUUCUUAGUAAAAGCGGCAACGGCGACGGAUUCUACUCGUCCGGUUUCCAAGCGCGCUUGGAGGGCAACAGCUUGCACAACGCGAGCGCACCGCGCGUGCUCGCCUACGGCGCCCUACUCACACUUAAGAACCAUCGUACGGGUGGUGGCUACUUGCACUCGCACCACCAUCUGUAUCCGCCCUCAGCUGGAGCCCGACAGCAGCAGAUAACGACAUACACACACAAGGACGACAAUAACAAGUGGCUCAUCAAGCCGUACGACCGCGAGAGCGUCGACGGCGCGCAGCUCGUGCGCAGCGGCGACCUCGUGCGGCUCACGCACGCGGCCACCGCGCGCAACCUGCACUCGCACCGCGAGCGCGCGCCCGUCACGCCCAAGUUCUUGCAAGUCACCGGCUACGGGGAGGAUGGUAUUGGAGACGCGAAUGAUGUAUGGAAAGUUGUUGUAUCUGGCGGCAAAGAUGGCGACGAAAUACAAACGGUGCGCAGUAAGCUCGUUUUUGUGCACUAUCUGCAGUCAUGUGUGCUCACAACGACAGGCAAGCAGCUGCCAAAAUGGGGUUUCGAACAACAAGAGGUGGCGUGUAAUCCUAACCUGAGGGAUAAAAAUGCGCUUUGGAAUGUAGAGGAUAAUAUAUUUGAUGGAUUACCAAAAAUGAGUUUUGAGGCGUACGCAUCGGGCUUCUUCGAACGCUUAGUGGAGUCCCACGCGGUCAUGUUCCAGGGGAACGCGGGCCUCAAGCCCAAGGAGGGCGAAGUCACCUCGCAACCCUGGCAGUGGCCCAUUAAUUAUAGAGGACAGUAUUUCUCAGGCAGCGCAUACAGAAUCUAUUUACUCGGCAACCCAGUGAUCUGGUGGGCGAACCUAGCAUUCCUUGUCAUGUUCUUUGUGAUUUAUGUUAUCAACGCCAUAAAAGAGAAAAGAGCAGAGGCUUUUGGGAGACCGAUACAAGUGGAUCAAACACGUUCCUUACUAAAUGGCGCAGGCUGGAGUUUCGUUGGUUGGGCCCUGCACUAUAUCCCCUUCUGGGCUAUGGGAAGAGUACUAUACUUCCAUCAUUACUUUCCAGCGCUUAUUUUCAGUUCCAUGCUCACUGGUAUCCUCACAGAGUAUCUAUUACGCAGUAUACAAAGCUACCUCACCCCGGAUGCGGGUAGGACAUUAUAUCACACGGCAAUGGGCAUGAUCCUGUCUGCGACGGUAUACAGCUUCUACUUGUUUUCGCCGCUCGCCUACGGUAUGACGGGGCCACACUCGACUGAACCUAAUUCGACUAUGAGCGGCUUGAAAUGGCUGGAUACAUGGGAGUUUUAAUGUGACAAAUACUG
Zerene cesonia (dogface butterfly) is the source of this 2354-nucleotide messenger RNA. RefSeq names its product protein O-mannosyl-transferase 2 (gene twisted). Gene Ontology annotation, molecular function: dolichyl-phosphate-mannose-protein mannosyltransferase activity. Lineage: Eukaryota; Metazoa; Arthropoda; Insecta; Lepidoptera; Pieridae. The record is from RefSeq and is a predicted model, not a curated record. The transcript has 16 exons. Bases 247 to 2340 code for a protein of 697 amino acids. Gene Ontology annotation, cellular component: membrane; endoplasmic reticulum. Gene Ontology annotation, biological process: protein O-linked glycosylation via mannose.